Coregonus clupeaformis (lake whitefish) is the source of this 3375-nucleotide messenger RNA. It is a transcript of the gene enc3, whose product is annotated as ectodermal-neural cortex 3. The transcript has 3 exons. The record is from RefSeq and is a predicted model, not a curated record. Gene Ontology annotation, molecular function: protein binding. NCBI's taxonomy places the organism in Eukaryota, Metazoa, Chordata, Actinopteri, Salmoniformes, Salmonidae. The coding region runs from base 275 to 2044 and encodes 589 amino acids.
CACAGCUGUGGAUAUUGUCUACAACGCGGACGCACUGUCAACAACUUAGCAAACGCUUUCAUUUAGUGUGUAUUAAAAACACAAAGGAAUAUAACAGAUGGGUUACGAGUGUUCCAGCUUUCUAGGAGAAACAUCGUCUGAACUACGUGACUUAGAAAGUUAUUUCGUCAAUUAACACACAUCAAACUCACGAAGAAGUUGGGUGCCCAUUGCAUGGUGCCUUGGUCGGAUAUUCCUGCUUUGCUCCGUUGGUCCGAGAGGAUUUAGGUCCAAGAUGUCUGUGAGCAACCACGAGAACAGGAAAUCCCGCUCUAGCUCUGGCUCCAUGAACAUCCAGUUGUUCCACAAGACGUCUCAUGCAGACAGCCUCCUGACCCAGCUCAACCUGCUCCGUAAGCGAAGAGUCUUCACUGACGUGGUCCUGAGGGCCGGGAACCAUGUCUUCCCUUGCCACCGCGCAGUGCUGGCCUCCUGCAGCCGCUACUUUGAGGCCAUGUUUAGCGGAGGCCUGAGGGAGAGCCGCGAUGCCGAGGUCAACUUCCACGACUCGCUGCACCCAGAGGUGCUGGAGCUGCUGUUAGACUACGCCUACUCGGCCCGCGUCAUCAUCAACGAGGAGAACGCAGAGUCCCUUCUGGAGGCCGGGGACAUGCUCCAGUUCCACGACAUCCGAGACGCCUGCUCUGAGUUCCUAGAGAAGAACCUGGCACCGUCCAACUGCCUGGGCAUGAUGCUGCUGUCGGACGCCCACCAAUGCCAGCGGCUCUACGAGCUCUCCUGGAGGAUGUGCCUGGCCAACUUCGCCACCCUCAACAGGACGGAGGACUUCCUUAAUCUCCCUAAAGACAAGGUCCAGGAGCUGGUGUUCAGCGAGGAGCUGGAGGUGGAGGAUGAGAGCCUGGUAUAUGAGGCUGUGAUAGACUGGGUGAAGGCGGACAUGGAGAGGAGGCUGGGCGACCUGCCGGAGCUGCUGCGCUGUGUGCGUCUGGCCCUGCUGCCUGAGACAUACCUGCUGAAGAACGUGGCCUCUGAGGAGCUGGUGAUGGGCCACAAAGUGGGCCGGGAGAUCGUGGAGGAUGCGGUGCGCUGUAAGAUGAGGAUCCUCCAGAACGACGGCAUUGUGACAGGGUUCUGCGCCCGGCCUAGGAAGGUCAGCCAGGCCCUUCUUCUCCUGGGAGGCCAGACCUUCAUGUGUGACAAGGUGUACAUGAUCGACAACAAGACCAAGGAGAUCACCCCCAAAACUGACAUCCCCAGCCCCCGUAAGGAGUGCAGCGCCUGUGCCAUCGGCUGCAAGGUCUACGUGACCGGGGGGAGGGGCUCAGAGAACGGGGCCUCCAAAGACAUGUGGGUCUAUGACACCCUGCAUGAUGAGUGGUCUAAAGCCGCACCCAUGCUGGUGGCCAGGUUCGGACACGGGACAGCUGAGCUUGACCACAUCCUGUACGUUGUAGGUGGACACACCUCUCUGGCCGGCUCCUUCCCAGCCUCUCCAUCAGUCUCUCUCAAACAGGUGGAGCAGUAUGACCCACAGACCAACAAGUGGACCCUUGUAGCUCCUCUCAGAGAGGGGGUUAGCAAUGCUGCAGUGGUGGGGGCCAAGAACAAGCUGUUUGUCUUCGGGGGCACCAGCGUCAACCGAGAUAAGUUUCCCAAGGUGCAGUGCUUCGACCCGGUCCAGAACAGGUGGACAGUGCCUGCUUCGUGCCCUCAGCUCUGGCGCUACACGGCGGCGGCUGUGGUAGGUAACCACGUCGUAGUGAUCGGUGGGGACACAGAGUUCUCGGCCAGCUCGGCCUACCGCUUCAACAGUGAGACGUACCAGUGGUCCAAGUUCGGGGACGUGAUGGCCAAGAGGAUCAGCUGUCACGCAGUGGCGUCGGGGAACCGGCUUUACGUUGUGGGGGGCUACUUUGGUGCUCAGAGGUGCAAGACCCUGGACUGUUACGACCCUUCUAAAGACUCGUGGGAUAGCGUGACCAGUGUGCCCUACUCGCUGAUCCCCACAGCUUUCGUCAGCACCUGGAAGUAUCUCUCAGCAUAGUGACGGGGCAACAGGAAGAAGUGGCUGUUAGGAUCACUGAUCAGUGUCUGGAACGCAGGCUUGUCUCCCUUCGGUGGCCGUGGAAUGGAGUGGAGGUGUGAGGAGGGGUUGUCAACCCUCCCCUCCAGCCUUGCAGUCAGAAGAGAGCGGUAGCGUGUCUAAACUGGGCCUAAGGUCGGGUGACGAGAGGACAGGGUGGUCGUGGAGACGAGAGGACAGGGUGGUCGUGGAGACGAGAGGACAGGGUGGUCGUGGAGACGAGAGGACAGGGUGGUCGUGGAGACGAGAGGACAGGGUGGUCGUGGAGACUAGAGGCCUGUCCCUCCCCAGCCCACAUCUGAUGUUUCCUCUGCUGGGUAACUCUCCAUGAAGCUACUGGCCUGAGCUGCACCAGACCGCCGUACACUAGACUAGCUACUGUAAAAGGAGCCGCCAUGUUGGUUCUCCUGCUCUGACAGAGAAGGGCAUGGGUCUGGCCCACAGGGCUCCUCCAACACUGGGUUACUGACUGUGUUCCUCAGGUGUCAUUUUAAUGAACUAGUGACAAACUGAAGGAGGCCUUGCCCAAGUUAGUUGGGAGGGAGUUCAUUUUGGGAAGUGAAGUGUAUGAUUUUGUGCAUAGAACAAUCUCCCUGUUUAUUUUUAGACUUGGACUCGAACUUCCUUCAAUUUUGGUCAACUAAAUGUGUGUCCUCUUUCUCAACUUAAAACACACUGCAAGGAAUGAGACUCAUUGCUGAAGACACAAAUCACAAUUUGAUUAAAUGUAUGUUGUUGAAAAUGUCUGUUUUUGUAUGUUUCGUGUCUCAGAGUUUAUGCAAUUAUUACUUUUUUGGAUAGUUUGGAUGUCCCCAUGUUGCAACCUUUUUAGUGUCUUCGGUUCUGUUUGUCCCUGGAAGUGGCCUGAAAGAGGAUGUGUGGUUGAUUUUAAUGUAAACUGAGCUCUGUGAAUGUACAGACUGUCUCACUAACAGGACAUUCACAGGAUGGCUCGAACGCAAGAAGAUCCAUUUAGGAUCCGUCUUAAAGUUUAAACUCAUAGCUACCUGAGGAUGUCUUCACAACAAUGCUUUGCCAAGUUGUCUUCACAUUCAUGUGUCUACUGAAACAUCUCUUUUGUAAAAGUGCCCCUUUUAUCAUGACUCAGAUCAAAGUAUUCUUCUUCUUGCAGGACAAUAACAGUUUGGCCUGUUGAGGUUUUUGAACAGUCUGUAUGAUUUGCAAAAAUAAUUUCGUCUUAAUUUUAUAUGUAGCAAACAUUCAUAUUUACAUUUGAGUCAUUUAGCAGAUGCUCUUAUCCAGAGCGACUUACAGGAGCAAUUAGGGUUAAG